AAAACUAAUAAAUAAAAAAAAUAAUGAUAAUAUUUCAAUUAAAAAUCUUGGCUUAGGUUUUGAUAUUUCAUUCUAAUAUUUUUUUCUACUCCCUUGAAGUUGAUUGUAUACAAAAUAAAAAUAAAAUAAAGAAAUAUAAAAAAUUAAAAAUUAAUUAGUCAAACACAUUUAGGUAUAAAUAUUAUAAUUCAUAAAGUAUACAAAAUAUAUAGAAUAAAAUGGUCUGUCUUGAUUACUGCAUGGGUGUUUCCCUUUUAGGAGUCGUUUUCUUAUUUUAUUGGGGUAUCUUAACUGCUACUGGUUCAGAAUUAAUGUACUUACAACCUAAAAAUAAGGGUGAUGGCGCUAUUUCUCUGUUCUUUGCGGCAUUUGUUUAUGCUUUGAUAUUUGGCAUCUGCUACUACUUUAAAUAUUAUGCUAAAGAAGGAAACGAUGAUGUUUCAAGAUACAUCCAAAGAGCUCAAAUUAAAUAAGAAAAGCAAGAAGGAACUGAAUUAAAAAAUUUAAAUGAAUGAAAAAGUAGAAAAUAACUAGUAUUAUUAGAGAUUCAUUCAAAUAAGCAGCAUUAAAAAGGCUACUCAAAAAUAAAUAUUUUCUAUUAUAUAAUUUAUUCAUGUGAUUUAAGUUUAGUUAUAAUAUUUGUUUUUUUAACUUAAGUUUCUAACUAAUAACUAUUCUACC
Messenger RNA from Tetrahymena thermophila SB210, 681 nucleotides. RefSeq names its product transmembrane protein, putative. The transcript has 4 exons. The record is from RefSeq and is a predicted model, not a curated record. Lineage: Eukaryota; Ciliophora; Oligohymenophorea; Hymenostomatida; Tetrahymenidae.